AUGACGAAUAAAUAUUACUUAUUAAGUCUUAUUCUUUUGCUCUUCGUGUGCUUUGCACAUAAUGAAGAUUCGUCUUCAGCAGCUACUGAUAGUACUGCACAGGUUGAAGUAAUAAUUGACAGUACAACAGCAUUAAAAUUAACUACUUACGAAGUAUCAACAUCCAAAUCAAAUAGUAAUGAUAUGAAAACAUUAGCAUUAACUGCUAGUGAUUUAACUACGGCAUCGGCAUCAUCUCAUUCUACAACGAAUUUAGGAUCAUCAGUCAAUAAUCAAUCUGGAAGUUCUACUAUAGUUUCUGUACUAACGACAGAUUCAAAUAUUGUCAAUUCAUUCGCAUCGAAUUCAAGUACAACUUAUUCCCCAGCAAUUAGUGAUUUAUCAAGCAUAAGUUCAAUAACAUCACAUACAUCAAAUAUUCCUACUAGCAUUAUUUCGACAGUACCUACUACGGUCAUAGGAACAAACAUUAAUGAAACUUAUAUUUAUACUUUCGAAAGUGAAUAUGCAAUAAAAAUAGGAAUUAUUAACAAUUCCAAUACGACAGCUAGUGUGCAACGAAUGGUUAAUGCUUCAUUUAACUUAACUGAUUUCAAAAUCACAGUAACAAAAAUUGAAAUUACACUAAAGGCGAAAAGUACUAAACAACAAUACAAUAUGCUUGUUGAUAUUUGGUUUCGAAGUAGUCGUAUUAAUUGCAAUCUAGCUUGUAUAGACAAGGCAACGUUAAUACCAACGAUCGAUGUUUCACUAUCAAGUGAAAAUGAUACUUUAGUGUCCGUAAAUUUUACAUCUAAACCCGAGAGAGUCAUUAGUUCUUUCACAUCGAAUCCAAGUAUCACUUAUUCAUCAGCAACUAGUGAUUUAUCAAGCAUAAGUUCAACAGCACUAUAUACAUCAAAUAUAUCGACUGGCACUACUUCGACAGUACCUACUACUACUGCCAUAGGGACAAACAUUAGUGAAACUUAUGUUUAUACUUUUCAAAGUGAAUAUGCAAUAAAAAUAGGAAUUAUUAACGAUUUCAAUACUACAGCUAGUGUGGAACGAAUGGUUAAUGCUUCAUUUAACUUAAAUGAUUUCAAAAUCACAGUAACAAAAAUUGAAAUUACACCAAAGGCGAAAAUUGUUAAACGGGAUUACAAUAUGCUUGUUGAUAUUUGGUUUCGAAGUAGUCGUAUUAAUUGCAAUCUAGCUUGUAUAGACAAGGCAACGUUAACACCAACGGUCAGUGGACCUUCACCAGGUAUUCCAGGACAAUUAGGUAUGGGUUUAGGUAUAUCAUUGUUCGGUGUUCUACUUAUAGUAGAAAUAAUCGUACUUUAUCUAAUAUAUCGUUAA
This is a messenger RNA of Rotaria sp. Silwood2, 1341 nucleotides long. The record is from the annotation of a GenBank genome assembly. NCBI's taxonomy places the organism in Eukaryota, Metazoa, Rotifera, Eurotatoria, Philodinida, Philodinidae.